Paramisgurnus dabryanus is the source of this 3474-nucleotide messenger RNA. Lineage: Eukaryota; Metazoa; Chordata; Actinopteri; Cypriniformes; Cobitidae. The record is from RefSeq and is a predicted model, not a curated record.
AGGACAAAGAGUAAAGAAAGUUUAUUGAGGUCAUAUUAAAUACAUCACACAAACACAUAGAUAAAUACAGGAUUGUGCGUCUGACAGUUGUUUGUGUGUAUUUCUUUAUUAACAGGACACUGAGGCUAUGAAGAGAGCGUUGGCUCAGAUCGACUCAAAAAUGGGUCAGGCUAAGAACUGGUUAAGAGAUCCUCACGGCCAACCAGGUGAUGCAGGUGAGCAGGCCAUCCGUCAGAUUCUGGAUGAGGCUGGUAAAGUGGGCGAGCUCUGUGCUGGGAAAGAGAGGAGAGAUAUUGUGGGCACAGCCAAAACUCUGGGACAGCUGACGGAGCAGGUCUCAGAGCUCCGAGGCAGGGGUCAGGGUGCGACUCCAGUGGCCAUGCAGAAGGCCCAGCAGGUUUCUCAGGGUUUGGAUGUUCUAACUGGGAAGGUGGAAAACGCUGCCCGUAAAAUGGAGGCCAUGAUGAGCUCCAAACAAGCCAUAGCCAAGAGGAUCGACGCUGCUCAGAACUGGCUGGCGGAUCCUCACGGAGGUCCUGAGGGUGAGGAGAACAUCAGAGCUCUUCUGGGGGAGGCGAGGAAGAUCGCAGAUCUGUGUGAAGAUCCCAAAGAAAGAGAUGACAUCCUGCGUAACAUGGGCGAGAUAGCCGCCCUAACCGCCAAACUUUCAGAGCUAAAGAAGUCGGGUAAGGGGGAUACCCCUGAAGCUCGAGCCUUGGCAAAGCAGAUCGCCACAGCUCUCCAGAAUCUUCAGUCUAAAACCGGUAAAGCCGUAGCCAACACCCGACCGGCCAAAGCAGCCGUACACCUGGAAGGAAAAAUCGAGCAGGCUCAGAGAUGGAUCGACAACCCCAGCGUGGAAGACAGUGGAGUCGGUCAGGCUGCUAUUCGCGGUCUGGUUGCCGAGGGGCGUCGCCUGGCUAACGCGUUGCCCGCAUCCCACAGACAUGAGCUGCAGGGUAAAUGUGAGGAGGUGGAGCACCUGAUGGCUCAGUUAGCCGAACUAGCGACCCGUGGGGAAGGAGACAGUCCACAAGCCCGCGCUAUCGCUCAACAACUAGAGAACACUCUGAAAGACCUGAAGGGUAAGAUGCAGGAGGCCAUGACACAAGAAGUGUCCGACAUCUUCAGUGACACGACCACACCAGUCAAACUACUGGCCGUGGCAGCGACCGCCCCACCAGAUGCGCCCAAUAGAGAACAGGUGUUUGAGGAACGGGCAGCAAACUUUGAGAAUCACGCGGGUCGACUGGGCGCGACAGCAGAGAAGGCAGCCGCAGUCGGCACUGCUAACAAGGGCACGGUGGAGGGCAUUCAGGCGGCGGUCAAAUCCACCAGAGAGCUGACACCACAGGUGAUCUCUGCAGCUCGUAUCCUACUGAAGAAUCCUGGAAACCAGGCAGCGUACGAACACUUUGAGACCAUGAAGAAUCAGUGGAUCGACAAUGUUGAGAAAAUGACAGGUCUGGUGGAUGAAGCGAUUGACACCAGGUCUUUGUUGGAUGCAUCAGAGGACGCCAUUAAGAAAGACCUGGACAAGUGUCAGGUUGCUAUGGCUAAUCACCAGCCUCAGAUGUUGGUCGCCGGAGCAACCAGCAUCGCCCGGCGAGCCAAUCGGAUCAUGCUGGUGGCAAAACGAGAGGUGGAGAACUCAGAGGACCCGAAAUUCAGGGAAACUGUUAAAGCAGCUUCUGAUGAGCUCAGCAGGACCAUUUCACCCAUGGUCAUGAACGCCAAAGCCGUGGCCGCCAACAUACAGGACCAAGGCCUUCAGAGAGGUUUCCUCGAGUCUGGUUUUAAGAUUUUGGGUGCCGUGGCUAACGUGAGGGAGGCGUUCCAGCCGCAGGAACCAGACUUCCCCCCUCCACCUCCAGACAUGGAGAACCUGCAUAUUCAGGACACUGCUGCCCCUCCAAAACCGCCCCUGCCGGAGGGUGAAGUUCCUCCACCGAGACCUCCGCCACCUGAUGAGAAGGAUGAAGAGUUCCCGGAGCAGCAGGCCGGAGAGAUGGUCAGCGAGCCCAUGAUGGUGGCCGCCAGACAGCUACACGACGAGGCCCGCAAGUGGUCCAGCAAGGGUAAUGACAUCAUCAGUGCCGCCAAGCGUAUGGCUCUGCUGAUGGCUGAGAUGUCUCGACUGGUCCAGGGCAGCAGCGGCAACAAGAGGGCACUCAUUCAGUGCGCCAAAGACAUCGCCAAAGCCUCUGAUGAAGUCACGCGGCUCGCCAAAGAGGUCGCCAAGCAGUGCACGGACAAACGCAUAAGAACCAACCUGCUGCAGGUGUGUGAGAGAAUCCCAACUAUUAGCACUCAGCUGAAGAUUCUGUCCACGGUGAAGGCCACCAUGUUGGGACGCACCAAUAUCAGCGAGGAGGAAUCAGAACAGGCUACAGAGAUGUUGGUUCAUAACGCUCAGAACCUGAUGCAGUCGGUAAAAGAGACGGUGAGAGAGGCAGAAGCCGCUUCCAUCAAGAUCCGCACAGACGCCGGUUUUACUCUGCACUGGGUCCGCAAAACACCGUGGUACCAGUGAGCACCAAAAUCCCAGUGUGCAUUGGGCAAAGCAACUCAGUCCAGGUCCUAAAUGUCAUUGCAGACAUGUCAAUCACGUUGUUUGGGGGUGACCAAAUUAUUCCAUUUCAAAAUUGUUGUUCUUGAAUGUUAAUGGAUGUAAAAUAAGGGAUGAUAUAAUUCAGCAUUCAGUUUCCUUCCAAUUGCUUUUUUAUUUGUGAGAAACGGUUUAUUUUGUGUUGAUGGAUCAGAGUUAGAAAAAUUUACAGUAAUUAUGUCCUGUUGUAUCACAGAGGUUAUUUUGUUAGGAUUUUUUACAGAAAUAAUCUGUGGCUGCCUCACACACAGUUUUAUAUCUCAUUUUUGUAUCUUUACUUGCACCCGUCUCCUUUACACUGUUUGAAUGUAUUUCACACAUACACAAAGAUUACUCGUUAUAUUUUGCCUUUCUGCACAAAAACACAAGCACAUUUUUAGACUAUAAUACCGCGGUUAAUAAUAAGUUUUUUAAUGCAACAGGUGAGUCAUACAGCUUCAACCAUAGGUACACAGUUGUACUAUUGUUCGUCUGUAACCGUAUGCUUAAUAGAAGAACAUUGGUGGAUUGUUUCAUUCCUUCAGGGAUUGCAGUUUACAGAAGUCUAAACUGAUAGGAGAUAAAUCAAAUUCUGGUGCUUAAUGUGAAAUAUACCAAACACAUAUUUUUUUCAUUAUUUAACCAAACAUACAGAACAUAUACAUGCACUGCCGUCCCUGUUUUACCACUAAGAUGUCACUGUGCUAGAUACACUACUAAAAUCUUUUGCGGGAUGCACACUCAAGUAUAUUUAUAUGAGUGAAAAUAUGCUCUUUGCAUAUAUAUGAACCUUUUAUAAUGUUGAGAAUAUCAUUAGUUUUAAUGUAAAUAAUGAUGACAGCCUGUAAGACCUAAUGUGCCUUGUCUAAUAAAGGAUCUAAUUAUCA